Molecule: messenger RNA, 1454 nt
Organism: Malus domestica (apple)
Lineage: Eukaryota; Viridiplantae; Streptophyta; Magnoliopsida; Rosales; Rosaceae
Source: RefSeq, a predicted model, not a curated record
AUAGCCAUCCUCUUCUCCGUUUCAAAACAAGCCAAAGAAGACCAAACACAGAGACAGCGAUACCCCUUUGAUCAAGUUUCAUCUCUCUUCCAAGCUUUCCAACCACCUCCAUAUUUAUUAACACCACAUUUUCUCACACUUUCUCGGCGAGCUUUCUACUUUCUAGUCGCCUCUUAGCUUUCUGCUUUUCUUUUUUCUCGCAAACCAAACAGAAUAUAAGCUACAGAGAAAAAGAAAAAAAAAAAAGGAGAGAGAGAUUAGAAAUGGCAUGCUUUGUGCCUUUCAACAGUAAAAAUUUAGACAUAAGCAUCUUCGUGUUCAGGCCAACAAUUGUGUUGGUCGAUGACCUUCUUAAUGCUCUCAAGCAAUUCUCUUUGUGCACUGAGUCUCUUGGUUGUGUUCAAAGUUCAAUCUUGCAGAGUAUCCAUGGAAAUAUGUUCAUAUGGUUUGGAGCGUGGCUGAAGAGAACAUGUGAAAACAAAGAUUCAUUGACUGCACGCCUUCUCUCAAUGUUAGCGAAUAUAUCAAACAUGGCUAUCUUAGUCGAUCACUCCUUCUUCGACGCGUAUGCUGGAGAAUCGAGAGACGGUUCUUCUGCAGCGAAAUUUCGCAGAGGUGACACGGUGUCACUGAGCACUGCCCUCAUCUACGGUGGUGACAUAAACAACGUCUCUUACGCAUGCUUAGCGUUGUUCAAGUCCGGUUUUCAAAGGAUGCAAGGCGCGACAGCCGGUGUUUGUUUGAAAUGCCAAACCGGGCAAAGAACUGCUUCUCUCUUCGUGUGGAAGUCUCUGCAAUAUUGCUACUCAUGGAUUCUAAAUUCCGACCAAAGAAAAGCAUUGUCGCCCUAUCUCGAAAGCGUCUCGAUCGAGAUUAAGUACGACAUUUUUCGAGUGGUCUAUGUCAGCGGCGACAGUGAUAUCGACUUGCAGGUCUUAUAUCCUCGUCAUCAGAUGUUAGAACAAGCUGGAGGCGAAAGCAAAGAAGAAGGGCAGCUCAUGCAAAGUACUUCCAUAGUAUAAUUAAAACUGAACUGAAUUAAUAUAUGAUGAGUGUAUUAUAUGGCCAUCGAUCAUAUCCUUUUUUUUUUUUUUUGUAAGCCUACAUAUUUAUAUAUAAAUAAUAUAUAUACACGAUUGUUACGAACCCUUUUCUCUUUAACUUGCAAGGCAAGCAAUACGUAUAUUGAAGAUGGAUACCAUAGCUAAUUUUCACAAGCACGAGCUUAUUAACACAGCUAUGCUUUCUGGAAGAACAAUAUUUGGCUUCUUAAUGCUCUCGCUCUUAGGUUAGCUCAAGUGGUGAGGAAAAGGUGGGGAUAAUGAGUUAGGAUUAUGGUAAGUAUAACGUUUAAUUCAUUCCAAUGUAAUAAAGAAAAAUAUUCAGUUUCUUACAUGUAAUUACAUGUCAUCGAUUAUGCUACAAGCACAAUACAAUUUUCACACAUUUGAAGA